AUGGUUUUUUGGUCUCAAUGGAGUGAGUGGUCACAAUGCGACACAUCUUUUAAAAUAAUUCGAACUCGCCGUUGCAACAAUAGUCAAUGGAUAGAUUGCGGUGGAAGAAGUAGAGAUGAUAAACUAUGUAGUAAUCAAGGUGUUACAAUAAAUGUUAACCAAAAUCAACUACAAGUUGAAUCAUACAAAACAACAGUAAGUAUGCUUGGUUGCAACAAUAUACAAAUGCUUCUUGAUUUUGGUGAUGAAACACCUGUUACAAAUAUUAAAAAUAUCAACGCUUUUACUUUAAAAGAUUGUACUUACACUGAAAUUCAUAGGUAUUCUAGGUGUCAACUAUAUACAAUCACUGCAAACAUAUUUGAUAAUGAUGCAAAUACCACUACUCCGCUAUUCGCUAAUUCCACAAAUGUAAGAGUGUUUUGCAACCUAUCUCUUUUAAAUGUCAUUACAACACCACCAAUGUUCCUUGGCGGAUAUGUUCAAUUAUUUUUAAACAAAAGUAUAACAUUAGACAUCUUUCAAGAGACUGGAUCAAAUAUGAUAUAUUUAAUUGAUUGGGGAGAUGGAAAUUCUACUGUUAAUAAUCAGACUUUAAACUCAAGUCCUGUUUCAUUUCAAGUGCAGCAUAUGUAUAAAACUAUUAACAGUUAUACUAUAUCUGUUACAUGCUGGAAUGGUUUGCAGACUCUCAGUCCACUUUUUUUUCCUAUUAACGUAACAAACUGUUUUGUUCCCGAUGUAAGUUUUUAUUAUGGGACUAUUUACAAUCCAAUGACCAUUAUAAGAAGUGUUGGAAGAGAUUUAACAGCUUUUGUUGAAAGUGUUGGUUCAUUUUGUAAAAAUAUAUCUUUAACUUUUGAAUGGAGUCUCUCUAGUUCUGACUCAAAGCCUAUAGGACCUAAACAAAAAGGUGUACUUUUUCAGCAAAAAGUUAACUACUCAAUUUUAAAAAAUUCACUUGAUUUUGGUAUUUACAUAUUGUCAUUGCAAUGUAAUUUUGGUGAUGCUUCAGCUAUUUAUACUUCAUACUUAAAUGUUAUAUAUUCACCUCUCUAUAUGGAAAUUGAUAAUGGUUUAUUUACAUCUGUUGCAUAUAAAAAGAAAGUUAGAAAUGAAAGUUAUUUUCAAAACUUUAAAGUGAGUGCUAUGUUUAGUUAUGAUCCAGAUGAUCCAACAGUUGGUAUUCAAAAUAUAACUUUUCGAUGGAGGUGCAAAGUUGCUACAAAUUUUACUGAUGCUAAAGUUGCUAUGGAGAACUUGACAGUUUUGAAUAUGACGUUCUCAAGUGACACUUGUUUCAAUGAGUCCUGGACAGAUAUUCCUUCAACUUUUUCAGAAAUUGUUUUUAGUACACAACAGUUUUUAGAAGAAAUUAGUUAUUAUAUUGAAGUUUGUGGAACAAAGUAUGCAGGAAGAGAUGUAUAUUUAAAUGAGUGUUACAAGACAAGUUGUUUCAUUCAAGAAGUUCUUAUUUCUGGAAGUGUUCCAUCUGUUACAAUUAAGUGCAUAUCUAACUGUGAUACUAAACUGAAUUUUAAAGAACGCAUUAUAUAUUCAUUCGACUGUGAAGAUUGUGGCUAUCGAAGAUUGGAAGCUAAUUGGACUAUAGAAGAUGAAACAGGAAAUUUUCCAUCUGAACUUUCUGUUCAAAAUGCUACUUCUACAGGGUUUUUAAUUCCUAGUCUUGUAAUUAAUAAAGAUAUUCUUCUUGAAUCAAAAAACUACACGUUUACUUUGAUGGUUGGUUAUGUAAACUCUGUCAAAAAAGCUAAGUUUAAAUUCAAAAAGUCAACUUGUUCUCAGCCUACUCCAGGAUAUUGCAUUAUUAAACCAAUUGAAGGAUAUGCCUUAAAAACAAAAUUUAUACUUUUUUGUAAUGGAUGGAAAGAUUAUGAUGGGUUGCUAAGCUAUGCUUUUUAUUAUGAUAAUGGUAAAUCAGAACAAAUGAAACUUAGUAGUACAACUUCAAUAAAUUAUCCUAUGUUAAAUGCAGGUACUACUGACCAACCAAGUUUAAUAAACUUUGUAAUGGGUCCAGGUGAUGAGAACAAUGAAUACAAAAUCAGAAUUCUUAUAAAAGUGAUUGGCAAAUACCAAGCUUACACAGAAAACGAUCUAUAUAUUAAGGUGUACCCAAGUAAUGAACCCAUAAAAUUAGAAAGCUUGAUAGCUGAUAUCACUCUAACUGAUACGCAAAGUAUUGCUAAUCUUGUACAAGCAGUUAGCAUUAAUAUAAACAAAAAUGUUGCAAGUCAAUAUAACAUCACUUUGUCAUCUGCUAAUGAAUUAUUUGAUAUUGUUGAUGAAGAUUCUUUGAAACUACUAAAGCAGCAAGAGUUGUUUAAUUUACAAGAAUUACGGACACAAUUACUUAAUUUAAUGAGCAAUACGCAGUUUAGUGAUUUGAAGUCUUUUAAAUCAAUAAGUGAUGCAUUAGUUGUUACAUCACAAAAUCCAUUAGAAAUUGCUCCCCAUGCUCAGAGCCAAGCAGCAUCUAUAGUAGAUAAACUAGCUAGAUUACUUACCAAAAAAAAUCUAAAAGGUCUUGGAGCAGAAAAAUUUGAUACAAUGUCCCAGUCAUUUGUAAAUUCAAUCUCAAACUUAUUGCAACAUACUGUUCCAACACCAUCAUUAAAUAAUUUACAACAAGAUGAACAAAUAGUGUCGACAUUAAUGAAAUCUAUGAAAAAUUAUUUCAUAGCUGCACAGUCAUACAAAGUUGCAGGUGAAAAUAAAACAGUGGGUGAAACAAAACAGUUUAAUUUUGAGUUAAUAAAAGAUGUUUUUAUUGACUUAACAAGCAGAAUCAUUGGUUCAUCUGAAGGUGGUUUUACUUUACCUGAAUCUAAGUAUUUAUUCAAUGAAUCUGUACAAAAUUCACAAAUUUCAAUUCAUAAUGUCAGAAUUAAAGAUGUUGUUUACACAUGGGAUACUUUUCGAUCUCAAGACAUUCGCACAGAAACUCAAAGUCUUUAUUUUUCUGACUCGAAUGGUCUUCCAAUAAAAGUGAGUAACUGCUCACAAUUAAUAAACAUGACAAUAAAAAAUAAACCUGAAAAAAUGAAUGGAGAAAAUAUAUCUUUAUCAAUGCCUAAUGAUGUUUACCAUGUUACACUGUCAGUAGCAUUAAGCUGUAAGAUGCUUCUGCAGUUUAUUUUUAAAAAUGAUGAAAAAAAUUUAACAAAUCUUAUUGUUUAUAUUCAAUAUGGAAAAAAUCCAACAAAACUUGAUUAUGACAUUAAGCUUAAUAUAUCUGUCAAACAGGGUGUUAUCAUGACCAAAAAUAAUAAUGUAAACAGUUCUGCCAUAUUUAAUUUUAACAAUAAGAUGAAUAAAGACUUAACUAGAAUUUCCCAAAGAAAUCAAGAUGUUUUGCUUCUUGCUGAUAAUGCAAUAAUAUUAUGGAAUUUUGACAAUUCAACAUAUUCAUUUUUAAACAAAAGUGAACUUUAUUUAAUGUUUUUGUAUUCUGGCCCAAUGCCAGCCAAAAGGUUAGUAAAGAAUCCAUAUAAUUUUGAUGAAACAGAGUCUUCUGGAAAAUUUGAUUAUGAAAUGAAAUCAUUUUGUGUUGAAUGUAAUUACUGGAAUGAAGAUGCAAAUAGAUGGAUGUCAGAUGGAUGUCAGGUUGAUGUUCAUCACACAAGUUUUUUGAUGACCAAAUGUAGAUGCAAUCAUUUGACAACUUUUGGUGGUUUUUUUGUUGCUCCUAAUCGUUUACCUGCACUUUCUAUAUCAAAAUUAAAACAUGGAUAUGUAUUACUUGUAGCAGUUGCAACAAUAAUUUUAUUAUGGUUGCUUGGACUUUUAAUUACACGAAGAUUAGAUAGACAAGAUAUUUUAAAGAUUGGUGUUUGUCCACUUGCUGAUAAUCGGGAUGAAGAUACUUACUUGUAUCAAAUCAUUGUAAAUACAGGUACUCGGAAAAAUGCUGGCACCAAAUCAAACAUUUUUUUAAAUGUUGCAGGUGAUUUAAAUGAUAGUGGAGUGAGACAUUUAAAAGAUCCAGAAAGAGAAUGUUUCCAAAGAUCAAGCUGUGACAUGUUCAUUAUGGCUACUCAAAGUACUCUUGGUGAUUUAGAUUUUAUUCAUUUAUGGCAUGAUAAUAGUGGUGGAGGAUGGUAUGUAAAAAAUAUUAUAAUCAUUGACCUUCAAACUGAAAAAAAGUUUGUUUUCCUUGGUCAUUGCUGGGUUGCUGUGGAUCGUGGCUUGUGUAAACUUAGUUGCGUUUUACCAGUAGCAUCAUUCAAAGAAACAUCAAGUUAUAUUUUGGUUUUUAAAAACAAAGUACAACUGAAACUGUCUAAUGAACAUUUAUGGUUUUCAAUUUUUUUUCGUUCACCUAGAAGUAGCUUUACUAGAUGCCAAAGGUUAUCUGUUGCAAUAUCUUUAAUACUGACUUCCAUGAUGGUAAACACAAUGUAUUAUCAGCGUAUUCCUCCAGCAGAUCCAGCAGUGGAAAAUAAAAUUGGCAAUUUUACUUUUACAUGGAUACAGGUUUCUGUUAUGUUGAUUUCUACUUGUAUCAAGUUUCCAGUAAAUUUUAUACUUGUGAAAUUAUUCUGUUCAAUAAGACAGUCUCCAAAAAACCAUUCACAUAGUUGCUUAUCAUGUAAUUCAAACAAUGUUGCUCUAAAAGAAUCAUUUUCUUGUGUACAUCUUCUUGAAAACAACAAUCCCCAACCAAGCAAAAGAAAACUGAUCAUUUUUAUUAAAGGAUAUAAAUUGUAUUUUGCGUGGUUUAUUUGUGCUGGAAAUAUUUUAGCUUGUGGGGUUAUCAUUUUAAUGUAUGGAAUGGAAUUUGGAAAUAAAAAAUCUCUGAAUUGGUUAGCAAGUGUCACUAUUGAUUUUAUUAAAGGGAUACUUGUAUUGGAUCCAUUUAAAAUUUUUAUUGUAGUAGUUGUUAUGGUUCUUGUUGUAAAGAAGGUUGAUGAUGAAACAGAAAAUAGCGAAGUUGAGAAACAAGGUAAAAGAUUAGCUUUUGAUGAAGAUUGGCUCCACAAUUCUAAAAACAAAUUAGGCAUUGAUAGUGAUUGCAUUAUAAUGCAACCUCUUGAUUAUUCUACAGUAAAAAAGAUGAGAGAACUUGGAUUAAAGCACCAGAAGAUGCACUCUUUAGUUAAAGAAAUUGUUUUGCAUGUUUUUUAUGCAUGCUUGGUGUUCCUGAUUAGUUAUUUUGCACGUGGUAAUCUCACUUUUUAUCAAACUCGCAAUGUGCAAGAACUUUUCAAUUUGAAAUUGAGGUUGCCAGGAAAUCCAAAGAUUCCAACAUUUCAUAAUAAUGUAUUUAACCAGAUUCAAUCCUCACAAGACUUUUGGGAUUGGGUGAAGGAGUUUUUUUUACCACAAGUUUUUCCUGAACCUUGGUUUAAUUUGAGUAAUUUUUACGCUAAAACGGACAUAAAAGACUUUCCUGGAAAAUUGUUUUUAAAUGAUCUUACCUCAAAAACUGUAAAUGGAAUAAGAAUUAGACAAGUUCGCAUAAAACCAAACUCUUGCACAAAAACCAACUCAAUUGCUAACUUCAUUACUAUAAACUGUUUGUCUCCAUAUAAAACUACAUUAGAGGAAACAAGAAGUUUUGAUUUGAAUUGGACUAUUCCAAAGCAAUAUAACUCUACAACUAAUACUUUGACAAUUCCUUGGAGGUAUCAAACAUGGCAAGAACUUGACGGCUAUCCAUAUACAGCUAGUUUAGACACUUACUAUGGUGGAGGCUAUGUCAUUGAAAUAUUUUCUAAAUGGAAAAACCAGGUUAUACUUGAUCAAGCAAAAAAACACAGAUGGAUUGAUAGGCAAACAAGAGCCAUAAUAAUUGAGUUUGCUUUGUUUAAUGCUGCUACUAAUUAUUUCAACAUGGUUACAAUGGCCUUAGAGUUUCCAGCUUCUGGUGGAGUUAUUCCUACUUUUUCUGUUCUAACAUUUAAUUUGUAUGCAUCAGUAACUGAAUCAAAGGUUUUAUUGGGUUCUCAUGUUCUAUUUUUUGUGUUGACUUUAUUGUUUACUAUUCGAGAAUCCUGUUUUUUAUAUCGAGCUGGUUGUAAAUACUUUGUAGAGUUUUGGAACUUAGUGGAAGUUGCAUUGAUAAUACUUUAUUUUAUUGCUGUGGCACUAUUCUUUUAUAAAGAUUAUCUGGCAAAACUUUUAUUGAAGCAGCUUCCAGAUAAAAAACCACAGGUGUUUAUUAACUUCCAGUUUGCAUCUUACUGUGAUAUGAUAUAUGUAUGCAUUGUUUCUCUAAUAGUUUUCCUUGUGACUUUAAAGUUCAUUAAACUUUUGCAGUUCAAUCAUAAAGUUUUAAUGAUAUCUUAUACUUUAAAAGCUGCUUGGUAUCCUUUAUCAAUGUUUGGAAUUGUCUUUUUUAUUGUUUUAUGUUCAUUUGUUAUCUUUUCUAAUAUUGCCUUUGGUGCAUUAUUGGGUGAAUACAAGACGUACUUUGAAGCAAUAGUUUCUACUGUUUCAUUAUUAUUGGGAAAAUUCAGUUUUAAACAAUAUGUGCAUGCUAAUAUUUUUCUUGGGCCAAUAUUUUUUUUUGGUUUUAAUGUUGUAGUAAUUUGGAUCAUAAUGAACAUUUCCAUAUCCAUUUUAAAUGAUGCUUUUAGCAGUGUUCGUGCAAAUCCUGAGUGCCAGAUCAAUGAUUAUGAGAUAAUUGAUUUUAUAUUGGAAUACUUUAAAGGUUUGUUUAAACAUAGACAGAAAAAGCUGCAGACACCAAUACGAACUCAGUCAGAAACAAAGUACCCUAUAAGUAAAACCAUACGGGUUGCAGAGUAUGAUGGAGGGUGUAUAAGAAAACACGGUGGCAAGUACUUAUCAGAAUACAAUAGAGAAUGUUCUCGAGUUACUUUAGAAAAAACGUUUAAUAACGUAAAUAGCAUGGAAAAUAAAGAGUUAUAUGCUGUUGAAUCGAAGAACCCACCAAUCAAAGAUUUGUUUUCGAAAUUCGAUUACUUAUUGAAUGAGAGUAAACUCGAUUAUGAUGUAAGCGAAACAAUUGAUCAAAUAUUUGAUAAAGAUUCAUUUAAAAAGUUUAUUAAUUGUAUAAAGGUUUCCAAUUACAAUAAUGUCAGAAAAGCCAAACUUAAAAGAAAGAAUGAAGUUAUUAUAAUGGACGUAGAAGAAGAAGUGUAUUAAUAUUUUAUUAUUUUUAAAAUUUUUAUGUUUAUAUUAUCUUAUUUAAUAAAAAAAUUAACAAAAGAAAACUUAAAUUAAAAAAAUGUUGACAACUGAAAUUGUUUGAUAAUUGAGUUAAAAUAAAUUUAAAAAGUUUUAGAAUUUGUUGAUUGUUAUUAAAAGCUCUAGAUUUGCUUUGUUAAUUAUGAAAAGCACGUUUUAAUUAUUGGUUAAUUAUAUAGUUUAGUAUUUACGCACCUAUAGUAGAAACUAUGAGAGACAAAUGUUAAAAAUUGUUAAAUAUUAAUCUUAACUUGAUUAAGUGGUAAUCAAUGUGACUAUAUAAUUAGUUGUUAUUAUUUCUCUGUAAUUUCUUGUUUUUAGUAAAACUGUUAAUUUAUUAAAA
This is a messenger RNA of Hydra vulgaris (swiftwater hydra), 7519 nucleotides long. The record is from RefSeq and is a predicted model, not a curated record. Lineage: Eukaryota; Metazoa; Cnidaria; Hydrozoa; Anthoathecata; Hydridae.